Durusdinium trenchii is the source of this 2768-nucleotide messenger RNA. Lineage: Eukaryota; Dinophyceae; Suessiales; Symbiodiniaceae. The record is from the annotation of a GenBank genome assembly.
AAAGAAGGCCCGCCGGCCCAGAGCCAUCCGGGUUCAUGUGCGACGAUGGGGGGCCCAGCCGCGUGGCGGGGCAACUUCUUAGGCCGCGCGUCGGUCCAGGACCCCUAUGUGGUGCUGGGCCUCAAGCGGAAUGCCAGUGAGGAACAGGUCAAAAGGGCCUACCACGCCCUGUCGCGGCGCUACCACCCGGACAAGGACCACAGCGUCCCCGCGCACCUGAGCACGGCACGCUUCCAGCGGAUCAAGGCAGCUUAUGAACUGCUCGCCGCCGGUCAGCGACGGGCCUUGGAAAGGAGAUAUAGCGAGUUUGACGAAUUGAAAGGAAGUUUCAUACUUAAUGACUUAAUAUUUUUUGAUUUCUUUGCUACAGUCUUUGCUAUAUAUCCACAAUCAUGUAGAGUCGUGAUAUUCCAAUGUAUUGUAUGGUCUAUACAUUUCUUAAUAUUUCUCAAAUCUUAUAUAUCUUAGCUGUGAUGGUGGCUGCCAGACUAACAUGUCGAGCGACGGAACUCCUUGGCUCCGGGCGAAAAACGGCCCCGACCGAGCGGCCCAGGACCGUGAUCUCCGCGCCGUUCCGCCCGAGCCAGCGAGCCGGGCGGCCGGUGAAGAAGCAGCCGCGGAAGGCGAAGGUGAAGGCAAAGAAGGUGAAGCCGAAGAAGGCGGCGAAGAAGGCGGAGCCGGCGCCACCAGUGGAGGUGGUGGAGCUGGACGACGAAGCUGAAACUGCGCUGGUGAUCCUAGAUUCAGAUGAGGAAGCCAAGCCCAGCAAGACCAGGGCCAAGAAAGCCCGGCCCGUGGACCAUGUGUCCCCUUCGGCCCGCUGUGGCUUGCGGCAAGCGGCGCGGCAGCGCGCCGAAGCGCGGGCGCACUUCGCGGCCGAGGAGGUGGGCGGUGCCUACGUGCGGCUGACCUUCCGGUCUCCCACAGACGAUCGUCUCGACGCACGAACCUCGACGUUGAAUGCCUGCGAGCUGGAGACCGCCUUUGGACGCUUUGGUGUGCGGUUCGUAGCUUCACUGAGCACCGGGGAGGCGGUGCUGGCGACGGAGAGUGCGAAGGAGGCCGUGGCGUGCGCCUUGAGCUUCCACGGGUGGCCCGGGCGCAGUCCGAAGGGCGUGGAACUCCAGGUCCUCAAGCAAAUAAGCUUAGCUGUGGCGCCUGUGGACUGCACUGGGCGCGCCACCUCCCCGAAGACCUGGGUUGUCUCUCGAAGCUUGGUGGCCACCAGCGAUGGCAGCUCCUCGAAGCUCGUUUGAGCCACCGCCACGACCACUUCUUGGCCAAUUCUCCAGGAAGCGCAAGAGCACCGAACCACCACAGCCGCUUCCUGGGUGCGCCCACCCGGGGCGCUCGCGGUUGUCGGGGUGUGCCGGGCGUCCGCCUCGGUGUGUUCACGAGGAUGACAAGCUGCAUGGUGCCGUGUGGAGAUUCAGUUCGGCACCGGUUGGACUAGAUAUUCAAGGUUUGGAUCGACAGGCUUUGAAAAGCAAGAAAUCGUCAAGCUGCAGAAUGAUAAUGUCCUUAUAUGUCCUUAUGUGGGUGCCAAUUGCAAUGCGGUUUUGGUCAUCGAGGAGGGCGAAAUGUCGGUGCAUCAGUGGACGACAUGGAGCAGCUGCGAAUUCGACAUGCAUUCAACCAUGAGCCAAGUCAUUUUUGCAGCUGAGAAUGGACAUCUUUUGCUUGUUGCUGUGCUUGUUGCUGGAAGCUGGAAGCAAACGCUGACGACGUGGAUCGCAACUGCUUUGACCAAUGGAGCUUUUUGGGCUUUGCAUAUGGCAGCUCAGCUAGAUCUGACGAGAAGUUCGACAUAGCGAAGCUCUUCCAAGUGACCUUUCAUCUCCUGGUUUGAGGCCACUCAACUCUCCAAAGGGCCACAUACCUGCAAAUUCGGUAUACCUGAGACAGGCAGAUUGAGAGGAAUGUCACAAAGACACUCUCCGGAAGACCCCCGAACAUCCUGACCGCAACUUGUGGGUUUCACCAGCUCUGGAAGUGGAUGGCAUUGGCCCGAAAAACAAACGACCAUGUUUUCUCUACAAACAGCUGGUGCUCCGCUGGUCUUCACCCAGCCACUUACUUCAAGUAUCUUCAAGUUACUUCAGACUUCAGCAUGGUCCAGCAACGUCCAGCAUGGUCCAGCAUCUACCUGUGCCCACGUAGCUCUCAAAAUGGAAGACCAACCUCCUGUCACUCUCGGGCAGAUGUGCUUUGACACACAUUUGGGGUGCCCUUCGCGUCAGCAGCAGCAGAUGGAAGCCCGAAAAGCCAUGGGAUGGACUGCCCCCCUCGCGUCAAAGCCGCUUGCAACGAGUCUUUGAAGUCACGUGACCGUGUAGUUGCCGGUCACGUGACCCGCGACCCCUCGUUUCCACGCAUUGUUGAGAAGAAACCCUUGUGGUGCCCUUUCAAUGUCCAGAAGGAGCGGGCGUUUUUGGAGCGGGUCAUGGCAAGGGCAGAACCCGAUGGGCUGGAGCCACCGAAGUAGGCCGCUAGGGCCCUGCAAACGUGAGGUUUGGAAAAUGCUUUCCCCAAACUUUGUGGAAGAAUGUAGCCGAUAUGGCAGCUGGAAAGACGAGCCAGCAGAGCCAGAGUCAACCUUGAACAACCUUGGACACAUUUGGAAGCUGCAUGAAGUCAAGCUAAGGCAGACAACGCUGUGGAAGGUUAGUGCCAGAAAAGCUGGUUUAGUAAUGAAGCAGGUACUGACAACAAAGCCGUGGGAGAUUAAAGGUCAGGAAUCAUUGCCUUUGGUGCAUGGAUUGGUCUGC